Molecule: messenger RNA, 2754 nt
Organism: Sinocyclocheilus anshuiensis
Lineage: Eukaryota; Metazoa; Chordata; Actinopteri; Cypriniformes; Cyprinidae
Product: nucleus accumbens-associated protein 2-like
Exons: 6
Coding region: 284-1927 (547 amino acids)
Biological process (GO): regulation of transcription by RNA polymerase II
Molecular function (GO): RNA polymerase II cis-regulatory region sequence-specific DNA binding; protein binding; DNA-binding transcription factor activity, RNA polymerase II-specific
Source: RefSeq, a predicted model, not a curated record
GAGAAUGAUGUCAGACUGAACGCGAAAUCACUUCCUGAACUGUGAGAGAGAGAAAGAGAGAAAGAGAGAGAGAGACUCAGACAGAGGCAAAUGGGGAGAGCGCUGGCGUUGUAGGUAGGGAGAGAGUAGUGGAGGUGAGGAGGGUCUGGCUGAAUACGGACCCCGCUGGAAACUUCACAUCCACAGAAAUACGCCGCUACAGAGCGUCGCGCUCUUAUAUGGAGGAGAAGCUCGCUGGAUGACCCUCUCACUGGCUCUGUCGACGGUGUGAACGCGGGCCGCCAUGUCCCAGAUGCUCCACAUGGAGAUCCCUAACUUUGGCAGCAUGGUGCUGGGCUCCCUGAACGAGCAGCGGCUGCAGGGCCAGUACUGCGAUGUCUCCAUCCUGGUGAAGGGCCAGGCGUUCAAGGCCCACCGCGCUGUGCUGGCCGCCAGCAGCCUGUACUUCCGCGACCUGUUCAGUGGCAGCAGCAAAGCACAGUUCGAGUUGCCGUCCUCCGUCACGCCGGCCUGUUUCCAGCAGAUCCUCAGCUUCUGCUACACGGGGAAGCUGACCAUGGCCGCCAGCGAGCAGCUGGUUGUGAUGUACACAGCCGGAUACCUGCAAAUCCAGCACAUCGUGGAGCGCGGCAUGGACCUGAUGUUCAAAGCCAACUCGCCGCACUGCGACUCGGCCACAGCAGCCAUGGACGAGCCCAACUCGGGCCCGCAGAGUCCCAGCACCCACCCGCUGGUGCCAGCCGGCUGGUCACCCUCGCUGCCAUCGCAGGCCCGCAGGAUCAAGCUGGAGGAGCCGCUGGCCAAACGAGCUAGCGACGGGACACGUUUGGCACGGGCCGCACUCCUGUUCUCGGUGGGGGCGUUUCCGCCCGGGGCUCCGGCGUAUCUGGGAGAGCGUUCCAGUCCGGGAGCGUCCAGCCUCCCGACCACUGACAGCCCCACGUCUUACCAGAAUGAAGACGAGGAGUUUGAGGAAGAGCCGUUCGAUGCAGACGAGACUUACAGCCAGCUGUGCGGCCGCUCGGCCAACCCUUACGGAAUGGCAGAGAAGCCGGAGAUGGCAGUCAUGCCGGUGUCGCUGGAGAACCGCUCGUGUGUGCUGAUCCGCAGAGAUCUGGUGGCUCUGCCCGCUAGUCUCAUCAGUCAGAUCGGCUACCGAUGCCAUCCCAAACUCUACACCGAGGGAGACCCCGGAGAGAAACUGGAACUGGUGGCAGGCACAGGUGUGUUCAUGACCAGAGGUCAGCUGAUGAACUGUCAUCUGUGUGCUGGUGUCAAACACAAGGUGCUGCUGCGCAGGCUCCUCGCCACCUUCUUUGACAGGAACACGUUAGCAAACAGCUGUGGAACGGGGAUCCGAUCGUCAACCAGCGACCCCAGCAGAAAACCACUGGACAGUCGAGUCCUGAACGCUGUCAAACUUUACUGUCAGAACUUCGCGCCCAACUUUAAGGAAAGCGAGAUGAACGUCAUCGCCGCUGACAUGUGCACCAACGCGCGGCGCGUGCGGAAGCGCUGGCUUCCCAAGAUCCAGUCCAUGCUGCCGGACGGGAUGGAGGUUUAUCAGGGCUCGUCGGUGGCGGCAGGCGUCAGUCUGGGCAUCGGUGGCCUCCCGGUGGGCGUUCAGCUGCCCUUUGAGACAGACUUUAAGAACCUGCUUCCCUCAGGCCUGAGCCUCUACGCCGAGCGCAAGGAAGCCGCGAGAACUCAUUUACCACUGGAUGGCGACGGCCCCGAUCUCCCACGGGACGGAGGCGAGGAGGAGACGCAGGCCAAGGAUGAAGAGGCCCAGACUGACAGCGCAGAUGGGACGUUGGGGGCGGGGCCUGUCAAACCCAGAGCUGAGGGCGGGGCCACUGUGGCCAUACCUCCUGAGAGGCAGCAGGAGGAGGACUUUGUGGACGGCCUGAGAAUAAAUGGGCAGUGAGACUGGAGAAAACGGCCUUCAGUUCAUAUCUACUAUGUGAAUAAACGCUGAAGGGAGGAAUCAAACACACACAGGCAUCACUCGUGAAGAACACACAACCUUAUUCAUGUGCAUUUGACUUUCCUCAAACACUGGAUUUGGCAGGAUGUUCAUCAUGUGCUCCAGAGAGCAGAAGUCACGGGUCGUGGGAGGAAAUCAUGCCAGUGACACAGCGGCUGGCCUUCAUUGUGAAACAUUAUAUUACGUUUAGAAUUAUAUUACGUUUGUUCUUGAGAUCACUUUGCCAUAAGUGCAGCAGUGAAUCUCACUAAAACAUGACCAGAUCACUUUACACCCCAAAAUCAAGAGGAAAAACAAUAAAGAUGAAGCUUUUACAAGAACCAUUAACAUUCAUAUCAGUAGCUAUGUUUACAUGCAUCCAAAAAAUCAGUUUAUAAUAAUAAUUGAUAGCUAAAUUGGAUUGAUUGCUGUCAAUCCAAAAGUGAAAUAAUACAAUCAACAAGAUAAAUGUAAGUAUGAAACACUUGAGGAGACUAUUUUCUUAAUUAGAUUCAGUAAUAGCAUGCAUAACAUGCAACGUUUACGUGUUUUACUUUAUAUGACUUACAUCUUAAGGACUGGUCAGUGGAUGAGACUGAAUAUUCACUAAACAUUUGCUAACAAUGAAAAAAUAAAAAAGUUCUUCUGACACAAAUAGCACAUGUCAUCAUGUGAAUGGCGUUUAGGGAACAGAAUCUGAAACCAGAUUGGAUUCGUUUGGGUGAUGAAAAUUAGUGCAUGUAAAUUUGUGCCAUUAUUUGUGUGACAGUUAAGCCCCAUUAAAAUAU